AUGGUCUCCCGACAAAUCCUGGGGGUGCUCGCGCUGGCCCUCCUUUGCCUUUUCCAAUCAUGCGGAGCACUGCCAUCUGGAUCCGGAGUUUCACUGCUUGCUUCGGGUCCCGAAACUAAACUGGAACCUCGUCAGUUUGGCUUAGGAAAAAUUGGCUCUUUUAUAGGCAACAUUGUUGGAAGAUCGAAAGGAUCUGGGGGAAGCGUUGGGGGUAGUCAUAAGAAGCCAGACAACCAUGAUGAUGACAAAAAGGACGAUAAGAAGGAUGAAGCGCCAAAGGAACAGAAGAAAGAAGAUAAGAAGGAAGAGGCACCAAAGGAAGAGAAGAAAGAAGAGACGCCAAAAGAACAGAAGAAGGAAGACAAGAAGGAAGAGGCGCCAAAAGAACCGAAGAAAGAAGAUAAGAAGGAAGAGGCACCAAAGGAAGAGAAGAAAGAAGAGACGCCAAAGGACAGCAAGAAGGAAGAACCGCCAAAGGAAGGCAAGGCAGAAGACAAGAAGGAUGAAGCGCCAAAGCAGCAGUCAGGACAGGGGCAACAGCCUAGACAGCAACCAGGAGACCCGACGCAGGGACAACCCCCGGUACAAGGACAGCAGCCAGGGCAGGGACAGCAGCCAGGGCAGGGACAGCAGCUAGGGCAGGGACAGCAGCUAGGGCAGGGACAACAGCCAGGGCAGGGACAACCCCCGGUACAAGGACAGCAGCCAGGGCAGGGACAGCAGACAGCACAAGAACUAGCACAGCAAGUGCCCCAGCAGCAGCAAUCACAACAGCAACAAACAUCGGCACAGCAAGGGCAAGGGACACCACAGCAAGUAUCCCAGCAGCAGCAACCAGCACCGCAACAACAGCCAGGGCAAGGGACAGCACAACAAGUAUCCCAGCAACAGCAACAACAGCCGCAAUCACCGACACAACAGACAUUCGGGCAGCAACAAGAUUCAACACUGCCAGCACAACAAGUCCAUGUCGAUAAUACCCCUACCAGACAAGAUAUCUAUGGCUCAGCCCUUCUGGGAGCUGGUAUUGGAGCUAUUCCUGCGAGUAUCAGUGCUGCGACACUUAAACAUGAGAAUGAACUUAAUAGGGAGCAAAAUGCUCAAGAAGGAGUUUUGAACAGACAACAGUCUCUCGAUCUGGCUGAGAAGCAAAUGCAAAGCAAUAGUGGUGGCGCCACUAACCCUUCUCCUUCUCCCAGCCCUUCUCCUUCUAGCAACCCUCCUCCUCCUGCCGACCCUGUUCCUCCUGCCAACCCUGUUCCUCCUGCCAACCCUGUUCCUCCUACUAAUCUUGUUUCUCCUACUAAUCCUGGAAGCACUGGCUACGGCGAAGCUGGCUAUGCUGGCUAUCCCGGAAAUACUGUCAAUUCUGGUGCUGCUGGCAAUUUUGGGAGCACUGGAUAUGGAGAUGCUGAUAUAGCAGGCACUAUUGGCACUACUGGUACUGCUGGCACCGUUGGCAAUGCCGGCUAUUCCGGAAAUACCGCCAAUGCUGGUGCUGCUGGCAAUGUUGGAAGCACUGGGUAUGGAAGCUCUAAUACAGCAGGCACUACUGGUUCCACUAGUUCCACUGGCACCGUUGGCAAUGUCGGCUAUUCCGGAAAUACUGUCAAUGCUGGUUAUCCUACCAGUACUAAUCAGAAGCGAGGAUUUCCACAAAUUAACAAGGGCGCUCCUCGAGAAAUCCAAGAAGCCUAUGAUUCUUGUAAUAAGGACUUCAAUGGUCCUUCCUAUCUGAUCUAUUUCUAUGAGACCGGCUCUGACUCUAUUCGAUUGGAUGACGUUCCUCCAACCUGCAUGGAGCUCGUAGAAAUCCUCUCUGGCCAACCUGAACUGGCUGCAAGCAGCCUAAAGCCAACUGUCAUUGGUUCUACAAGUAUUGAGUAUCGUGGACUCAGCGAGCAAGAAAUGGAGAACAUCAUGAACUCUCUACAUGACUCGGAGGCUCCAUAA
Molecule: messenger RNA, 1953 nt
Organism: Aspergillus pseudotamarii
Lineage: Eukaryota; Fungi; Ascomycota; Eurotiomycetes; Eurotiales; Aspergillaceae
Exons: 2
Coding region: 1-1953 (650 amino acids)
Source: RefSeq, a predicted model, not a curated record